Didymosphaeria variabile is the source of this 1098-nucleotide messenger RNA. RefSeq lists its product as uncharacterized. The record is from RefSeq and is a predicted model, not a curated record. Gene Ontology annotation, molecular function: 5-methyltetrahydropteroyltriglutamate-homocysteine S-methyltransferase activity; zinc ion binding. Bases 1 to 1098 code for a protein of 365 amino acids. The transcript has 2 exons. Lineage: Eukaryota; Fungi; Ascomycota; Dothideomycetes; Pleosporales; Didymosphaeriaceae.
AUGGCACGCUCCUUCCUACGUCCUAAGACCGUGCUCGACGCCCGUGAAGCUGUCGCCAACGAAAAGUCCACCAUCACCGAGCUCCGCAAAGUCGAAGACGCCGCCGUCGCAGACGUUGCGCAGAAGCAAAUCGAAAAUGGCCUACGCUCCGUAACCGAUGGCGAAUUUCGCCGUGCAUACUUUCACUUGGACUUUCUCCAACAUCUGAGCGGCAUCGAGAUCAAAGGUCAAACCGGCCUCAUCCGCCCGCACGGCUUCUCGCCCCCCGUGCUCGCCGUGACUGGCAAACUCGGUCACCCCAAGCCCAUUCAAGUCGACGAUUUUAAAUUCCUUGAAGAGCAAAUCAAGAAGCACGGCGGCGGCGCGACCACAAAAGUGUGCAUCCCUUCACCCACUAUGGUGCACUUCCGCGGCGGCAGGGCAAGCAUCGACAUUGAAGCGUACCCCGACCUGGACGAAUUCUUCGAGGACCUCGCCCGUGUCUACCAGGAGGAGUUGGACAGCCUAUACCAGGCAGGCUGCCGCUUCGUCCAGCUCGACGAUACGAACCUCGCGUACCUGUGCGACCCCGACAUGCGCAAGCAGGCCGAAGACCGCAACGAGGAUCUCUCAACCCUUCCGCGCAAAUACGCCGAGCUCAUCAACAAAGCCAUCUGCAAGCGCCCCUCCGACAUGAAAAUUGGCAUCCACCUCUGCCGCGGAAACUACCGAUCCAAGUGGUUCGCAUCCGGCGGAUACGAGCCCGUAGCCGAAGUCCUCUUCAAAGAACUCAACGUCGACGCGUACUUCCUUGAGUACGAUGACGCGCGAUCAGGAGACUUCAAGCCGCUCCGCCACCUUCCUGAGCACAAGGUUGUUGUGCUGGGGCUUAUGAGCUCGAAGAAGGCGGGUCUGGAUGAGAAGGAGGAAAUUGUGCAGAGGUUGAAGCAGGCCUCAGAGAUUACGCCGAAGGGCUUGGAGCAGCUUGCGCUGAGCCAUCAGUGUGGCUUUAGUAGUACGGUAGAGGGGAAUGAGUUGAGUGAGGAGGAGCAGUGGGCGAAGGUCAGGUUGGAGGUGGAGAUUGCGAAGGAGAUGUGGGGAGCAGACCUGAGCAAAUAA